Molecule: messenger RNA, 3844 nt
Organism: Jatropha curcas
Lineage: Eukaryota; Viridiplantae; Streptophyta; Magnoliopsida; Malpighiales; Euphorbiaceae
Biological process (GO): protein phosphorylation
Molecular function (GO): protein binding; protein kinase activity; ATP binding
Source: RefSeq, a predicted model, not a curated record
UCCAGGACCAGGAACCAGGAAGGAUUCUGUCAAAUUUCCAAUAUUUUUUUUUCUUAGUGUUUUACAGUAAAUAAUUGCAGAAAGACGAUUAGGUUCGUCACUAUGCCUCGUUGUUCAUAGAUAUCUCAAUCCAACCCUGUUUUCCUCUUAUUCUCCACCACUCAAUCCUUAACAUUACAUUUUUUUUGGUUUAUGUGUUUACACUUCCUUCAAAACUCAAAAAAGGGAGUCUCUAAACUGUUAAACAAUAAAAAAUUUAAUUGCACAUAAAUAUAUAUUGUGCAGGUCAGCAUAGCAACUCUCCCCGUCUCUUGCAUUCUGUAUUUUCAACACAAAAUGAAGCUUGUUUUGAUACUUCUUUUGCUGUUACAUAUACCAAUUCUUUUUGUUUCUCCAUUAAACUCAGAUGGGUUGGCUUUAUUAUCUCUAAUGAAGCAGUGGACAUCUGUGCCUCCUUUCAUAACCAAUAGUUGGAAUUUUUCUGAUUCCACUCCUUGUUCCUGGGUAGGAAUUGAAUGUAACAGUAAAACCCACAAUGUAAUUUCUUUAAGUCUUUCUGGGUAUCUUAUUUCUGGUCAAUUGGGACCUGAAAUUGCAAAUUUGACCCAUUUGCAAACCCUUGAUUUGAGCAAUAAUAGUUUCUCUGGUGUGAUUCCAUCACAGGUAAGUAAUUGCUCUCUGCUAGAAAGUUUAGAUCUUUCCCAAAAUUUCUUUACUAAAGAAAUACCUUACAGCUUGCAAAACCUGCGGAAUUUGAAGACGUUGGGUCUUUAUAAAAAUUCACUUAGUGGAGAAAUUCCUGAAUGGAUUUUUCGAAUUCCAGGUAUAGAGACAUUAUACUUGGAUUCAAACAGUUUUAGUGGCUCAAUUCCGAGUAAUGUUGGGAAUUUGAGUGAGAUUUCUGAAUUAUGGCUAAGUACAAAUCAAUUAGUAGGCAAUAUUCCUGAUUCAAUAGCGAAUUGUAGCCAAUUGAAAGAACUUCUUUUGGGUGAGAAUAAAUUGGUUGGGCUUUUGCCUCAGAGAUUAAAUAUUCUUGAUAAUCUUGAAUAUUUACUUGUUAACGAUAAUGGUCUUGUGGGUGAUGUUAAUUUUGGUUUGGGCAAUUGCAAGAAUUUAAAAGGUCUAGAUUUUUCAUACAAUGGCUUUAGUGGAGGUCUUCCACCUGAUCUGGGCAACUGCAGUAGCUUAGAACAGUUGAUCAUUGCGGGUAACAAAUUAACGGGCAAUAUCCCUUCUUCUUAUGGCUUGUUGGGUAACCUUUCAAUGCUUUACCUUUUUGAAAAUAGUUUGUCUGGAAAAAUUCCACCUGAACUUGGAAAGUGCAAGUCCUUGAAAGAAUUGAAGUUAUACAGAAACCAACUUGAGGGGGAAAUUCCAAGUGAAUUGGGAAUGUUGAGUGAACUGACGAAUCUUGAAUUGUUUGAGAACCAAUUUACUGGUGAGAUUCCAAUUAGUAUCUGGAAAAUUCAAAGCCUGGAACAUGUUCUUUUGUAUAAGAACAAUCUUUCAGGUGAAUUACCCUUGGAGUUGACACAACUCAAACAUCUAAGUGGACUCUUGUUGUAUAAUAAUCGAUUCUUUGGAGUCGUACCUCAGAGUUUAGGAGUUAACAGUAGCUUAGAAGUAGUGGAUUUAAUGUAUAACCAUUUUACUGGCACAAUUCCACCAAAUCUUUGCUUUAGGAAGCAUUUAAGAGUUUUGAAUUUAGGUUAUAACAACUUUCAGGGUAGCAUGCCGGUUGAUGUGGGAAGUUGCCCAACUCUCUGGAGACUGCGGCUUGACAAUAAUAACCUCUCAGGGGUUAUUCCAGAAUUUCCUGAAAAUCUGAACCUUGCAUUCAUGAAUAUCAGUGGCAACAGCAUAACUGGAAAAAUUCCAUCAAGCUUGGGGAACUGCACCAAUCUCACUUCCAUUGACUUGUCCAUGAAUAAGCUUACCAGUUUUUUACCUCCAGAGCUUGGUAACCUUGUAAAUCUUACAGAAAUAAUUCUGGCACAUAAUGAUUUACAAGGUUGUUUGCCUUCUCAGUUAUCAACCUGGAAGAAAUUAGACAAGUUUGAUGUUGGUUUCAACUCAUUGAACUGUUCAAUUCCAUCAAGUUUGGGGAAUUGGACUACUUUAUCCACUUUAAUUUUUGAAGAAAAUCGGUUUACUGGGGGCAUUCCUCCAUUUCUUAAAGAACUUACAAGUCUUAAUCUUUUAAGAUUGGGUGGAAACAUGUUGGCAGGUGAGAUUCCUUCUUGGAUUGGAGAACUGAAGAAUCUGCAAUACGAUUUGAAUCUUAGAAAUAAUGGAUUUAUUGGUAGUAUUCCUUUGGCGAUGAGGGGUUUGACCAAGCUACAGAGUCUUGAUAUCUCUAGCAACAACCUAACAGGAAGUUUGGAUGCUCUUAGUAGUAUGCAGUCUUUAAUGGAAGUUAAUGUUUCUCAUAAUCUCUUCGCUGGUCCAAUACCAGAAAGCCUGAUGAAAUUAGUGAGUGCCUCAUUUUUGGGAAAUCCUGGCCUUUGUGUCAAUUGUGCUAUAUCAAGUGGAUUGAAUUGCUAUGGAAAUGGAAAUUUCAGAGUCUGUGACAGUAUUUCCAAAAAUGGGAAAAUCCUUAGUAAAACAGAAACUGUGACGAUUGUCCUUGGAUCAUCAUUAUGUGUCCUGCUUGUGGGAUUAGCGUUUAUGUUUCUACUUUGCAGACGAAGAAAGCGGCAGGAACUGUGCAAAUCUAUGCAAGAGGAUGAUGAUGAUGACCCUCUACUGAACCAAAUAAUGCAGGCUACUGAUAAUCUAAAUGAAAGCUAUAUUGUUGGAAAAGGAGCUCAUGGAGCUGUUUUCAAAGCAGAAUUAGGUCCAUCCAAUGUUUUUGCAGUGAAGAAGCUUGAAUUUACAGAACGCAAAGAUGGAAGUCGAAGCAUGGUUAGAGAAAUUCAAAUCAUUCAGAAAAUCAGGCAUCGAAACCUGAUCAAAGUUGAAAACUUCUGGUUUAGAAAGGACUAUGGAUUAAUCUUGUACAAGUACAUGGAAAAUGGGAGUCUUUAUGACAUUUUACAUGCAACAAAUCCGACACGAAAACUGGAAUGGAGUGAUCGAUAUAAAAUAGCCAUUGGAACUGCCCAUGGAUUAGCUUAUCUUCACUAUGAUUGUGAUCCACCCAUAUUACACAGAGACAUCAAACCACAGAAUAUACUAUUAGAUUCUGACAUGGAACCUCAUAUCUCCGAUUUCAGUAUUGCCAAGAUUCUUGAUCAGUCAACACCAUCUACUUCAAUUGCUGGUACAGUUGGAUAUAUUGCACCAGAGAAUGCAUUUAUGACAGCAAUGAGCAAGGAAUCUGAUGUAUAUGGUUAUGGUAUUGUUUUGCUUGAAUUAAUAACAAGAAAGAAGCCAUUGGCUUCAUCAUUUGUGGAGGAAAUGGACAUUGUUGGAUGGGUUAGAUCGGUCUGGAGUGAGACUCAAGAAAUGACUGUCAUUAUUGAUUCAAGUCUAAUCGAGGAAGCCGUCGAUUCAAAUAUUACAGAACAAAUUAUUGGAGUGCUUUUACUUGCAUUGAGAUGUACUGAGAAGAAGCCGAGUAACCGACCGACAAUGAGAGAUGUUGUAAAGCAAUUGUUGAAUGUUAAUAACCAGUAUAGAAGCAGAUGACACAUGGUUUAGCUUUCAAAGCUUUGUAGAUAUGACAGUCAAUAGUUCUGAGUCUACUUUUUUUUCCCCUAUUUUCUGGCAUAGGAUAAUUUAAUGUAAUGUUUCAAAGAGAGCCAUGUAAUUCUGCUAUGCAGUUUUAAAUGUGUAGAAACCAUACAGGGUCUUUGGUGAAAAAUUUAAGUUCCUCAAUGUUAGUUUCUAUUCAACACUAAAA